Conger conger (European conger) is the source of this 570-nucleotide messenger RNA. Its product is annotated as zinc-binding protein A33-like. The transcript has 2 exons. The record is from RefSeq and is a predicted model, not a curated record. The coding region runs from base 1 to 570 and encodes 189 amino acids. NCBI's taxonomy places the organism in Eukaryota, Metazoa, Chordata, Actinopteri, Anguilliformes, Congridae. Gene Ontology annotation, molecular function: protein binding.
AUGGUGCAGUACACUCCUGUGAUGCUGGACCCCAGCACUGCACGUGCCUGGCUCUCUCUCUGUGAUGAUCUGACCACUGUGAGAUACACAGGUACAUACCAGAAAUGUCCUGACAACCCAGAGAGGUUUAACCCCUGUGUGUGUGUGCUGGGAUCUGAGGGGUUAACCUCAGGGAAACACAGCUGGGAGGUGGAGGUUGGGAACAAACAUGCCUGGGAUAUAGGAGUGGUGAAAGAGUCCAUCAACAGGAAGGGAGAUAUAACAUGCAGCCCAGAGAGAGGAUUCUGGGUGUUAAUGCUGAGGAAUGGUGAUGAUUACAGAGCAGGUGGAGUUACUGACCUCACACUGAAGAGGAAACCCCAGAGCAUCAGAGUGGAGCUUGACUAUGACAGGGGGAAGGUGUCCUUCUUCGACUCCAGUGACAUGUCACUCAUCUAUACUUUCACAGACACAUUUACUGAGAGAGUGUUCCCAUACUUCUUUCCCAGUUUAAAAGAAAAUGGUAAGAAUGAGGGACCCCUGCAAAUAUGCCCAGUGAAAGUUUCCAUAACGGUGACAUCAUCCCGGUGA